CUCUUCACAGUGAGAAUCCCAAAUCCAGUAAGACGCAUGCGUCCGACCCCAAAGGUAAACUACUGCUAACGAUUAUGUAUUUAAUUACAGUGUGUUGCUCUCAUUGUUGUUUAGAAAUUAAGGUGUAUGAUGUCAUGUGUGACACAUCAAUUAUUGAUCGCCCCAGAUCUCUUACCUUCUCUUACACGCGCACACCUUGGUCAUUCUGCACUUGUCUCUGCUGAAGCGCUACCUCUUUCCUUCUCAUCGUCCGCUCGACUCCUCUGCUUUCGUUUUGGAACAAAGCCACGAUGGUGUCUCCCGCCAUCGCUUUGGCCUUCCUCCCGCUCCUGCUGACGCUGAUUAUCAGGUACCGCUACUUCUUCGUGCUGUUCUACCGGGCGGUCCUGGUCAGGAUAUGGAACGACUGUGCCACUGGCCUGAGUCGCGAGGAGCGCGCCUUCCAGUACGUCCUCACCCAAGCCACCCCUGGAGACCCUGACAGCAUCCUGGACACCUUUGAUCUCUGGUGCAGCAAGGUGGAGUUCAUCAGCAACAUUGGGCCUAAAAAGGGAAAGAUCCUGGACCGGCUGCUGAUGGAGCAGAGCCCUCUAACAGUGCUGGAGUUGGGCUCCCACUGUGGGUAUAGCACGGUGCGGAUCGCCCGGGCUUUGCCCUUGGGUGCCAGGCUCUACAGCGUUGAGAUGGACCAAGGGAAUGCUGCCAUCGUUGAGAAAGUCGUUCGCCUGGCAGGGUUUGAUGAUGACACGGUAGAACUCAUCGUGAACCCAUCUGAUGAGGUGAUUCCUCGGCUGAGGUCUGACUAUGGCUUAGAAAGGCUGGAUUUUGUGUUUAUGGACCACUGGAAGAAGUGCUACCUUCCUGAUCUGCAGUUGCUGGAGGGCUCUGGUCUGCUGGGAAAAGGGUCGAUGGUAGUGGCAGACAACGUGCUGUUUCCUGGGGCUCCAAAGUUCUUGAGAUACAUCAGGAAGUGCGGCCUGUAUGAAUGGAAGAUUCACCGGGCAACGCUGGAGUACAGCAGGGGCGUCAGGGACGGGAUGGCUGAGCUGGUGUUCCAGGGGAUCAAGUAGAUCAUGCAGACUGUGGCAAACUGGGAUAUCACAUGCUAUUGCUCAAUUACACAUUCUGGAUGGUAUACGUCAUGUUAAAGCAUUAAGGAAUAAGGAAUCUAAUGUGAAAAAAAGAAGUGGAGUGUCUCAGUGGUUCUUUUGUCAUGCAACUCAAGUGAAUGAACUGCCCGAAUAUCAUCCGAAAGAUCUGCAUACGUGAAUAAUUAUUUCUUGUCAUGACAGAUGCCUGAUCAAACCUAAUGCCAGAAAUGACAUAAGUAUUUUAUGCUGUAAACACAAGAUAAAGAAACUAACAUAAGCAAAUUCAUUAAGUUAUAAAAAUCUAACUUGGUGUCAGUUUCAGUUUUAGCAAGUUUGUAAUGAAUGUUAUGACUCUUGGUAGGAACCAAAACAGUGAACUGUUGACCUCUUACUAUAAAUGUUGAAGUGAAUUAGACAUUGGAUUUACCAACACUAUCUGUUCUUAACU
Betta splendens (Siamese fighting fish) is the source of this 1539-nucleotide messenger RNA. RefSeq names its product transmembrane O-methyltransferase (gene tomt). The coding region runs from base 291 to 1070 and encodes 259 amino acids. The record is from RefSeq and is a predicted model, not a curated record. NCBI's taxonomy places the organism in Eukaryota, Metazoa, Chordata, Actinopteri, Anabantiformes, Osphronemidae. Gene Ontology annotation, biological process: developmental process; dopamine metabolic process; catecholamine catabolic process. Gene Ontology annotation, molecular function: catechol O-methyltransferase activity. The transcript has 5 exons.